AGUAAGAGCAAAUUAGAAGUGACGUCAUGAAUGCGCCCUUAACCGUCUUUAUUUGACUGACGCGUUGUCUUUUUGUCGCCAACGAGACGAAGCUGAGUCGUUUUGGCGGCAACUCUCCGCUCAGCGUUCAGUUAUUAGCCAGGCAGGAUGUUGCGCCUUCGCUGCAAGACCAAGAAUGGCAGCCAUGUCAUGCAGGGCUUGACUCACCAGUCGUGCGUGCGAGAGUUGAAGAGGAAAGUGGAGGAGCUGACGGGAAUCCCCUGCGAGGUGCAGAAAAUCAUGGUGGGCUACCCGCCCUCCAGCCUGGACCUGCGAAACGGGGACGCCCACCUCAAGGACUACCCCAUUAAGUCGGGAGACACGCUCAUAGUGGAGGAGGAAAAGAACAAGCCAAAGUCGCUCGCUCAUCCCUCUGUGACCAAACCGCCGGUCCUGGCGCGGCGCGUGGUCCCGGCGGACAACUCCUGCCUCUUCACCAGCGUCAACUACGUUGUGGAGGGCGGCGUGUACGAGCCGGCGCGCGCCCCCGAGAUGCGCGGCCUCAUCGCCCAGAUCGUGUCCAGCGACCCGGCGGCGUACUCUGAGGCGGUGCUGGGAAAGACCAACGAGGAGUACUGCGCCUGGAUCCGGCGCGACGACACGUGGGGCGGCGCCAUCGAGGUGUCCAUCCUGUCCAAGUUCUACCAGUGCGAGAUCUGCGUGGUGGACACCCAGACGGUGCGCGUGGACCGAUUCGGCGAGGACGCCGGCUACCUCAAGCGCGUGCUGCUCAUCUACGACGGCAUUCACUACGACCCGCUGGAGAAAGGGGCGCAGGGCUCCGCGGCGCCGCCCCAAACCGUCUUCUCCACAUGCGACGACGUCAUCCUGGCUCAGGCCCUGGAGCUGGCGGACGAGGCUCGCCGCAAGCGGCAGUUCACGGACGUAAACCGCUUUGCGUUGCGCUGCAUGGUGUGUCAGACAGGCCUGGUGGGACAAAAGGAGGCGCGGGAACACGCCAAGGAGACGGGCCACACCAACUUUGGUGAGGUGUGAAAGUAAGUCUACUGUUACCGCCCCCUUCGCAAAUACAGCCGCCGCUCGUCCACCUGUCAUGUGAUUGUCUACCUCACGUCGCGCACGGACAUCCAUGUCGACGCACCUUUCAGUGUUCUGCUUUCUACUGAAGACCGACGCCAUCUUUGGACCUGCCUGGACCGGUCUCAGUGGAUCACGACAUGGAGAAGAAGAACUGCCACGUUGUCACCACUUUAUAUGCCAUGAUACACCUCACCACUGGGGGACAGCACACGCUCCUUGGUUAUCUCCACCCAACCUCCGUCUUUCUUUUUCCUCCUACAAAGUGUUCCCACCCAACACAAGUUCAUGCUUAUUAUUAAAUUCUGGUCCCUCAGAGGCACAAGAACUCCUCAGUCGGGAAGGUUUUAGCGAAAAUAUCUCAAAUCGUAGCUGCUGACGUGGUGAUUUGAAGUGUUUGCGCCUCUUCAAACUGUGACAACUUUGCACAUUUUCAAACAAUAGUUUUUAGUGUUGCUUUGAAAGAAAUGGCAAAUAACGGUGCUGCGGACGUUUGGCUGAAGUGGCAUGGUUUUCUUUUGGGGCUUUUUCAGGAGAGUGAUGCUGAAAGUUGUUGGUGGUGACUUCAAGCACACGGCAAACUAAAGCUGCUUUUGGAAUCAAAAUACUUGCAGUUCCUUUUUAAUGGCAACUGCGCUUUUAAAAUAAAAAAUGUUGCCCAUCACAAUCCCUAGGUAAGACAAGAUCAGGUUUUUCACUUUUUUGUGCAGUUUAAAUUGUAAAAUACGGCUUGUACUACACAGCUAAUUAUGAAGCUAAUGCUAACCUGCUGAAAACAUCCAAAAACCGCCAGCAAUACUGCAUUUACAUCUUGUGACCCACAUAUUAAAGUAUCACGAUAUUUAUGUAAAAGCUAAUGCCGAGGAACUACUUGUAGUAACACGCCACAUUGAUCAUGAUGGUAACCUAGGUUUUGCAGAUAAUGACAUAUUGAUUUGGUAAAAGUGGGCAGCACGGUGGAACAGGGGUUAGUUAAUGUGCCUCAAAAUACAAAGGUCCUGAGUUCAAUCCCGGGCUCGGGAUCCUUCUGUGUGGAGUUUGCAUGUUCUCCCCUUGACUGCGUGGGUUCCCUCCGGGUAGUCCGGCUUCCUCCCACCACCAAAGACAUGCAACUGGGGAUAGGUUGAUUGGCAACACUAGAAAUUGGCCCUAGUGUGUGAAUGUGAGUGUGAAUGUUGUCUGUCUAUCUGUUGGCCCUGCGAUGAGGUGGCGACUUGUCCAGGGUGUAACCCGCCUUCCGCCUAAACUCAGCUGAGAUAGGCGCCAGCACCCCCCGCGACCUCAAAAGGGACAAGCGGUAGAAAAUGGAUGGAUGGAGUUGGUAAAAGUUAAUUGUAGAUUAUAAAGCAUGCCUCACACGUGUAUAGUCGAAGGUUGUGGCCUAAAGCUGAGAAGUUGAUCAAUUUUAACAUUCAAUUUAGACCUGAAGACAUUGCUAGCAGGACUUCACAAGAUGCUUGUUUUCUUUCAGAAUUGUUUCUACCUGAGAUUAUGCUGAAUUCUUUAUCUAAACAUUGAACACAAGUCUCAUGCUGAAAGAUAUAAACAUCCCAGUAAGAGGGAUGUUUAUAUCUUUCAGCAUGAGACUUGUGUUCAAGUUAGAAACAAUUUGUACAGGCAUUGUACAGUAGGGGCCCCCGUGUGCUAAAACGUGUGCAAAGUGCAUUGCACCUGUUAAGAGCAGAAUAAGGCGUGCAGUCCAUUUUACAUCUCUGUCUUCAUUAAUAUGCAAAAUAUACGCUGAUCGUUAAAAGGCGCAAUCUUAAUAGAUCACAGCCACGGCCACUAAUACUACAUGCUAUUUUAUUGUUUGCACACGCUGUUUAGCCUGUGGUAUUUGGAUCUUAGAAAUUUUGUCCCUGAUUAUUUUAUUACGUUCUUAGUUUGUAUUUCUUGUUCAGCACUCGGCAAUACUUCUACAGGAUGCUUACUUCCGUGUUUCACUAAAGAUGCACCUGUUUAUCACUCAGCUUCUAAAACUUGUAGUGUGUCAUCCUCUUUAUAUUCAGGCUCAAAAAUAGAAGUUUCCAGAUCAUCAUUUGUCCCAUGGUUGUCUUUGUUGUCCCUCAUCAAGUCUGCCAUGAUUAGUAGUGUUAUUGAAGGAAAUGGUGAUCAUUUCGAUGCGUUUAAAAAAAAAAAUGUUCCAGCAAUACUUAAAAUGACCAAAUUAUGGUAAAUGUUACGUUAUUAUGAAUGUGUCUUAUUACAUUACACAUACAUGUAUUAAAACAUUGAUGGAUGUUUUUAGAGCGCUUUAUAAGCAAAAUUGAUUUUAGCCACCUAUUGCUAGCGUUUAUGAUUUAGAUUGUGUGAAAAAGGGAAAAACAUUCUUGUCUCAUGAAGGAAUAAUGCAAAAUUCCAAAAAUAAGUGCAGUUCAAACACAGCAAUGCAUCUUACUCAUUGCGGCCUCUCAACAUUACUACCAAGUUAUUGCCAAAACAAUAUUUUAAUAUGGCCGCAUGUUUUGUGUCGUGUCACUUUUUUGUUGUUUUCAAAUUAAAUUCAAUUCCUCUGUCAUUCGGCUGGCCUGGGAACGCCUCGGGAUCCCCCGGGAAGAGCUGGACGAAGUGGCUGGGGAGAGGAAAGUUUGGGCUUCCCUGCUUAGGCUGCUACUCCCGCGACCCAACCUUGGAUAAGCGGAAGAAGAUUGAUGGAUGGAUGGAUUUUGUUUUGGUCAGCGUACUAAUAGAGUGGCUGCAUUAAAAGUGCUCAUGACACUACAAUGAAUGUCACACAAAAAACUACAAAAAUAACUGGACGUACUUGAGGUUUUUUCUCCUGUGUUGAGUCACAAUUAAAAGCUAUAGCAAGAAAGUAUUGUGUGUUCAAAGUGGAUUUUUAAUUGACUUUAUGCUGUACAUCAAUGGCUGAGUAGGAGUAUUGUGAUUUUUGUUUCAAAAACAAUGUUUAAAUACACAAAACCAGGGAAGUUGGCACGUUGUGUAUUUAUUUGUGUAAUUCGUAAAUAAAAAACUACAAUGAUUUGCAAAUCCUUUUCAACGUAUAUUGAAUUGAAUAGACUGCAAAGACAAGAUAUUUAAUGUUCCAACUGAGGAACUUUUUUUUUAAUGCAAAUAAACAUUAACUUAAAAUUUAAUGGCAGCAACACAUUGCAAAAAAAGUUGUCACAGGGGCAUUUUUACCACUGUGUUACAUGGCCUUUCCUUUUAACAACACUCAGUAAACAUUUGGGAAAUGAGGAGACCAAUUUUUUAAGCUUUUCAGGUGAAAUUCUUUCCCA
Nerophis lumbriciformis (worm pipefish) is the source of this 4319-nucleotide messenger RNA. It is a transcript of the gene yod1, whose product is annotated as YOD1 deubiquitinase. Lineage: Eukaryota; Metazoa; Chordata; Actinopteri; Syngnathiformes; Syngnathidae. Gene Ontology annotation, biological process: endoplasmic reticulum unfolded protein response; protein deubiquitination; ERAD pathway. The record is from RefSeq and is a predicted model, not a curated record. Gene Ontology annotation, cellular component: cytosol; nucleus. Gene Ontology annotation, molecular function: protein binding; cysteine-type deubiquitinase activity.